Molecule: messenger RNA, 297 nt
Organism: Protopolystoma xenopodis
Lineage: Eukaryota; Metazoa; Platyhelminthes; Monogenea; Polystomatidea; Polystomatidae
Source: the annotation of a GenBank genome assembly
AUGCGCAAAGCGUCAUGGGCCAAUGUAUUUCUAAUCGCGAGUCUGAUUCACUUUGCUGGUGUCGUCUUCUACGCAAUCUUCGCCUCUGGAGAGAAACAGGCCUGGGCCGACAUACCUGAGGAUGCAUCACGAACAACUGUUCCGCCUGGUGCUGCGGUAAACAACUCAUGGAGCCCGCCUGUCGAGGUGCCGCCAGAGGCAAUGUCUCCCGAAUAUGGUUAUGUAGCUGGGGAGAAAUAUGAUGGAAUGCAAUUUGGACAGCCUGACUAUCGACAAGAAACAACAAACUACGGUUAA